AUGAAGGCAAACACUGCCUCCAUUAUCUCCCAGUCUGGAGGGAUCCAAGCUGGUUCUGCUCGGGAGCAGUCAGCUCCUCCACUCGAAGUGGAGAGAGAUCCGUACAGCCCUGCCCGGUCGCGCCCAGGCGGGGGGCCACCUGCACGUAGCAUUCCGGGCUGCAGGUCGCGCCCGCUCUUGGCCUUCGCUGCCCUGGUUGCGGCCCUGGUCGGCUCCUGCAGCUUCGUGGUGCCACAGCACCUCAAGGUCCGAGCCCCCUCUGUUGCCUGCGGUGCAGCGCAGAAAAAGAAAGAGUACAAAGUCAACGAAGAGAUCCGGGCGAAUGAGGUCCGUGUCAUUGGCAUUGUCAGCGACAAGUUGGAGACAGGCCCCGCUCGCAUGGAGGAGGCGAAUGAGAUUAUGUCGCUCCGGGAUGCCUUGGAGAUUGCGCGAAGCAAGGGAGUGGAUGUGAUCCUCAUCAACGAGGAGCCGGCUUGGUCUUUUGGCUCUUCCGGCUUCUCCCUACAGGGCCACCUUCCUCUUCGCCUCUCCAAAGGCCCUCCUCAUCUGCUUCGAGCCGCCGCCUCGCUUUGUAUGGGCAGCCAGGGUGAUUCUGAUAUCACUCAGAUUUCUUUUCAGUUCCAAGGCAUUAGCAUCUCUGUGACUAAGAGCCGCUCCCCUGCUGUGCCCCUAGGCCUUAAUCCCGACACCCCGCCUUCCGAGCCUGGAGUUGGCUCGACGCCCGGCCCUAGGUGUAGGCCCCUAAGUCCCGAACCCGUGCAACGAGAAGAGCCUGCUGCCUCGUCCUCGCGACCUAGCUCGUCGUCUGCUGCUCCCGUCCUUGAGGCCUCCGGCCCUUCUCUCACCUUGCCCGAGGAGCCAGUUUUUCCUGAGGUCCCUUCUGCCUGGCUUUUGGCUGCAAAGGUCCUUCGUGCAAAAGGCUUGUCAGGCGAGGCACGUGUCAAGCAGGCCUGGACGGCAGGUUGCUGGGUGAGAGAGGUUCUAGAGGGUCGUAGGCGGUUUCCUCCCCCGACCCGUAAGCUGGACAUAGCAAACAAGCACUACGCUGUUGCUCGCUCCGCGAACGGGUCUCCUCCUGAGAUCUACUCCAGCCAGCGGGAUUAUUUCAUUGCCGUCUGCGAUUUGAAGACCACAGCCAGCCUGUCUCAGGGCUUUCCUUCGGAACUUGAGUGUCGCGUCUAUUUGGACGCAGCAGGCAUCACAGCUUACUUGCCCAUCUGUUGA
Symbiodinium necroappetens is the source of this 1224-nucleotide messenger RNA. The record is from the annotation of a GenBank genome assembly. Lineage: Eukaryota; Dinophyceae; Suessiales; Symbiodiniaceae.